Molecule: messenger RNA, 2058 nt
Organism: Vicia villosa (hairy vetch)
Lineage: Eukaryota; Viridiplantae; Streptophyta; Magnoliopsida; Fabales; Fabaceae
Product: LEAF RUST 10 DISEASE-RESISTANCE LOCUS RECEPTOR-LIKE PROTEIN KINASE-like 1.2
Exons: 2
Coding region: 737-2014 (425 amino acids)
Biological process (GO): protein phosphorylation
Molecular function (GO): protein kinase activity; ATP binding
Source: RefSeq, a predicted model, not a curated record
CACUUGCUACGACCUUUCUUCUUUUUCAGGUGAUUGAUUAUAUCAUUUGUUAGUAUAUUGUUCUUUCUCCUUUUUGUUUGUCUUGAUUUAUCCCCACAGAAAAUUAGAACCCUUUUCUUUUGAUCCUAAAAAGUUUUAAUUUUUCAUCGAAAAUCAUACAAUUGUAAUACUGUUUAAAUUCUUCCAUUUUAGGUUACUUUGAGGUUAUUUAGCUUCACUAUUUUGAAAUUGUUUCUAUCACUGUCACAAUAUUUAGAUCAAUUUUGUUUCUAAUUCUGUGUAAUGUGUAUUAGGGGAGUGAGUAUUUUCUAUGAAUUUAGGUUUGUAUAAAGGGAUUUUCUCUGUAAUUUUAGGGAUUUUCUCUGUAAUUUUAGGUAUGUUAAGUUGCUUAAAUCUUAGGGCCACUUUGUAAAAAAAAAACCACUUUAGGAGUACUUAAUGCAAAUCCUAACUCAACUGGCAGAAGCCGAAAUUGUUAGGUUGGACGCUAUCACCAGGGCUCGAACUCUGAUACUCACGGUUGUGUGUGUGAGUUUAUUGUGAUUAUUACCACUUCGUCCAUAAACCCAAAAAAAGAUAGUGUUCUUAUAGCACUAUAGUGUAGCAGAAUUCUUACAAACUGCUAUUUGUUCAUAAUACAUGAUUUAAUAUGGUGUAUUGUCGAUUAGUGGCACUAUAGCACCAUUGUAUAGGACAAUUUGAACAAACCGUUAUAUUUUACGAUCUGGCAUUGGUGAUGCCGAUUUUCUCUUUUUUAUGUCACUGUUUUUCCACUGAUGGAACUGGAAAGAAAAACAGCUCUUCAUUAAGAGAUUUUGAGGAGAAGGGUCGCAACAAUUUCGUGGCAGUGAGUUCUGAUAAGCCAAAUGGUAAUGAUGAAAUGGUGUCUGUGGAUUCUAAGGUUUUGAGCAGAGGUAACGAAUCAGUUUCUGUAAAUGUGGUUUCUGAGUUACCAAGUGGUCAAUCAUUGUUGAUUGAUUCUGAGCUGCAAAACGACGGAUGCAACAGUAGUGACUGUGAGAUCUUCAAGUAUUCUGAACUUGAAAAAGCUACCAAUAAAUUUGAUGCUAGUAGAAUACUUGGGAGUGGAGGCUAUGGCACGGUUUACUCUGGAACACUUAAAGACGGGCGACUUGUAGCAGUAAAGCGCUUACACGAAGAGAAGUUCAAGAUCUUAAAGUUACAUGAUAAGAAGCUUGAGGAGGAGACACUAAGAAAGUUCAUCUAUGAAGUUUCUAUGUUAACUCGCAUGAGGCAUGAAAAUCUUGUCCAACUCUAUGGCUGCACUUCUCCUCAAACCCGCGAACUACUUCUCGUGCAAGAAUAUGUUCCUAAUGGAACCCUGGCUCGUCGUCUUCAUAAAGACACCUUCCCGUGGUCUACUCGAUUAAAUGUUGCAUUACAAACCGCAAGUGCGUUGGCUUAUCUUCAUGCUUCCAAUAUUAUCCACCGUGACGUGAAAACCAGUAAUAUUCUACUUGACGGAAGUUUGAAUGCUAAAGUUGCGGAUUUUGGAUUGUCACGAAUUGUCCCGUACGGGGCUACUCAUAUUACAACCGAUCCCGCUGGAACUAGAGGUUAUAUUGAUCCAGAGUAUUACGAACAUUGUCUUCUUUCGGAUAAAAGCGAUGUGUACAGCUUCGGUGUGAUAUUGGCCGAGUUGAUAUCGUCUUUGCCUGCAUUUAACGAGGAUGAAAAACAACCUUUUCUUUCGGAUUUCGCUAUGGAUCACAUCCUUAGAGGACAACUCGGGAAGCUUGUCGAUCCAAAUCUUGGAUUUCAAUCGGACAAUUGGGUAAGUGAAACGGUAAGUGCAGUGGCAGAAUUGGCUUUUGGAUGUUUACAGCUUCAAAGAGAUAUGAGACCUUCCAUGAGUGAGGUGUGGAAUACUCUUGAAAGCAUUAAAAGUGGAAACUCUCAAAAAGCACUUAAAUUGGGUUCAAAAAAUUGUUAUAAUGCUACCAAAGUUCACAUUGUAUCACGUUUGCCUGAUGAUUAUUUUGACAAUAAAUAACAUCAAAAUUGAAUAUCAUAUGAUAAUGGAAACUUAUUUCAACA